This is a messenger RNA of Pygoscelis adeliae (Adelie penguin), 3042 nucleotides long. It is a transcript of the gene TWNK, whose product is annotated as chromosome unknown open reading frame, human C10orf2. NCBI's taxonomy places the organism in Eukaryota, Metazoa, Chordata, Aves, Sphenisciformes, Spheniscidae. Gene Ontology annotation, molecular function: protein binding; single-stranded DNA binding; ATP binding. Gene Ontology annotation, biological process: mitochondrial DNA replication. The record is from RefSeq and is a predicted model, not a curated record. Gene Ontology annotation, cellular component: mitochondrion.
AUGGAGGAGCCCUCUGUUCCCUUUGCAGAGCUAUUGGGCGUCCGGCACUUCAGCAUGCGCACCCUCAACUACAGCACCCUGCUGCUGGAGGACGACCGGGGCAUCCUCUACGUGGGCGCCAGGGGAGCCAUCUUUGCCCUCAACUCCAGUGACGUGGCCGAUGGCUCCCACCGCACGGAUGCCGACAGGUUCACGUUGCCGUCCCACUUUGAGGAAGGCAAGGAGAAGUGCCCGUACGACCCUGCCCGUGGCUACACCGGCCUCAUCGUGGGUAAGCAGCACCUUUCCCAGGGCUGGCGGACACAUUGCAUCACGGACCACUCCCGCAGGAAGGGCUACAACUCCUCGCAGGACCUGCCCAACAGCGUCCUGGACUUCGUCAAGCUGCACCCGCUCAUGUUCGAGGAGGUGAAGCCGGCCAGCGGGGAGCCGCUGCUGGUGAAGAAGAGCGUGGUGUACAGCCAGCUGGCCGUGGACAGGGUGCGGGCCCUCAACGGCCGCUCCUACGAUGUGCUCUUCAUGGGGACGGGGGACGGCUGGAUCCACAAGGCCGUGGUGGUGGGCUCUGGCAUCCACAUCGUGGAGGAGGUGCAGGUGUUCAGGGACCCCCAGCCCGUGGAGAGCCUGGUGAUCUCCCAUGCCCAGUCUCCACCUCUCGCUCCGCGUCCCCCAGAUGCUGAGUUCGUGGCCUCCGUGCUGGUCCGGGAGAGCAAGGACAGCCCUGUGGGCGACGAUGACAAAAUCUACUACUUCUUCAUGGAGCGGGCGGGUGAGGAGACCACGUCCUUCUUCGACAAGAGCCAGGUGGCCCGAGUAGCCCGGGUGGCCCGUGUCUGCAAGAGCGACGUGGGGGGGAAGAAGAUUCUGCAGCGCAAGUGGACAUCCUUCAUGAAGGCGCGUGUGGUCUGCUACAUCCCCUACUACGAGGUGCUGCGCAGCAUCUGCAGCCUGGACGGGGGCAGCUGGGCCAGCGCCGUCUUCUACGCCGCCUUCACCCAAUCGGCGCAGUGGACCAUGGAGGCCUCAGCCGUGUGCCGCUACAGCAUCUCGGCGGUGCAGCACGCCUUCGAGGGCCCCUACAUGGAGUACCAGGACUCGGCUCGCAAGUGGUCUCGCUACGACGGGGACCCCCAGCCGCUGCCGCCGGCCCCCAGCACCCCUUACACGCUUUUCAUUGACAAGACGACGGGCAGCUUCCUGUGCACGGCCACCCUGGCCGAGGGCACCUGGCAGGACUUCCAGGCCAACGUGGAGCUGCGGCACCGCGGCGUUCCCGCCCCCAGCUCGGAGGAGCCGGAGGAGGACGCGCGACGGGCUCGCGAGGAUGCCCGCUGCAUCUGGGACCGGGCGCUGCCGCUCUGGGAGCUGCUGGACGAGGACGAGACCAGCAAGACCAAGGCCAUGUUUGGUAUCUCCCUGGUGACGGACGCCACCCUGAAACGCUUCGGAGUGAGUUACCUGAGGGCUGCCAAGUCCCUAGUCUUCCCCUGGUUCAGCCCCCGCGAUGCGACCCUGAAGGGCCUGAAGCUCUUGAGGGUGGAGAAGAAGGGGGAUGCGAUCGCUUACGUGGAAGAGACUUUACCCCGCUUCGAUUCCUAUCGCAAUCUCUUUGGGCUGCCCCUGGUCGGCCGCCGAGACACAGAGCUGGUCUUAACUGGGUGGGAGCUGGACGCCCUGGCCCUGCACCAAGCUACAGGGGUGGCCAGCCUGGCCCUGCCGCGGGGGGCCACCUGCCUGCCCCCCGUCCUCCUCCCCUACCUGGAGCAGUUCAAGCGCAUCACGCUGUGGCUGGGCGAGGACCUGCGCUCCUGGGAAGCCGCCAAGCUCUUUGCCCGCAAGCUGAGCCUCAAGCGCUGCUCCCUGGUGCGCCCCGGCGACCUGCAGCCCCGGCCCUUGGAGGCUCUGAACCAGGGCCUGAACCUCACCAAUGCAGCCCUGCCCGCCAGCCACAAAUCCAUCGUCUCCUUCCGGCAGCUGCGUGAGGAGGUGUUCGGGGAGCUGGUCAACACCGAGCAGGUGGCCGGCGUCAAGUGGGCGCGCUUCCCCGAGCUCAACAAGCUCCUCAAAGGGCACCGCAGAGGGGAGCUCACCGUCUUCACAGGCCCGACGGGCAGCGGGAAGACGACCUUUAUCAGCGAGUACGCGCUGGACCUGUGCAUGCAGGGGGUGUGCACGCUGUGGGGCAGCUUCGAGAUCAACAACGUCCGCCUGGCCAAGAUCAUGUUGACGCAGUUUGCCGCCCAGCGCUUGGAGGACCAGCUGGAGCUGUACGACGAGUGGGCUGACCGCUUCGAGGACCUCCCGCUCUACUUCAUGACCUUCCACGGCCAGCAGAACAUCAAGACGGUAAUUGACACCAUGCAGCAUGCCGUCUACAUGUAUGACAUCACCCAUGUGGUCGUCGACAACCUCCAGUUCAUGAUGGGACACGAGCACCUCUCUGUGGACAGGCUCGCCGCCCAGGACUACAUUGUUGGUGCCUUCCGCAAGUUCGCCACGGACAACACCUGCCACAUCACGCUGGUCAUCCAUCCCCGCAAGGAGGAUGACGAGAAGGAGCUGCAGACGGCCUCCAUCUUCGGCUCCGCCAAGGCCAGCCAGGAGGCCGACAACGUCCUCAUCCUGCAGGACCGUAAGCUGGUGACAGGGCCAGGGAAGCGCUACCUGCAGGUGUCCAAGAACCGCUUCGACGGGGACGUGGGUGUCUUCCCCCUGGAGUUCAGCAAGGCCUCGCUCACCUUCUCAUCCUCUGGCAAAAGCAAGGUCAGGCUGAAGAAGAUGAAGGAGGAGAAGGCGCUUUUAGCCAAGAAAGCUCCAGAGGGAAGCUCAGGAUCCUCCAAGAAGCCGUGAGCCUCGCAGGUCUCUUCUUUUGUCCGUCAGGAGGGACAGGGACUGGUGCUGGGAGCAGGGGGCUGGGGUACACCAGCCCCUCUCCCCUGGGAGCAGCAGCCACGCGCCACUGUGGCCCUUUCUCCUCCCGCAAGAACAACCCUCUUGGUCGCCAGCACGGUGUCUCUGAGACGUGGGGCCACCGUGAGAGGA